GCAAGGCACUGUAUAUGGAAUGCAGCCACGUACGUUAUCACAUCCCACUACCCACUACUCUGCACUGAACGGUGACUUUCAAGUUCAAGGUUGAAUUAAUUUGACUUUGGGUUAUAGUAGCGAUGUGAGACUACCAAUUUCAUGUGAUCAGUUGUAUUUGUUUAGUUACAAGUACUGGAACUGGUUGUUGUAUGUUAUAUAAAUCUUGUGUGUGUUGAGUCUUACAUUUAUUUUGUCCAGAGUGAAAUGCAGAUAUGUCAAUGUGAUUGGUUGGUUGAUUGAUGUGUGUAUUGUCUCCAGUCAGAUGUGAUGCAGUUGAAUGAGACUGAAGCUCUUCAUGGAUGUGCUGAAUGGGACCAAAGCUGUUUUGCUGGUGCCCAGAUCGGUGCACUGUCUACGUCUGGGAUCCAUGAUGACUACCCUGCUGCUGAUCCUGCUCAAACAGUGGAGAAGUGUGGUGGCCACGACCUCUGACGUGUUGUUUCCCCUCUCUCUGAUCCUGGAGAGUGUCCUGCAGACCGACCAGCAGCUGAUGGCAAAGACCAAGGCCUCUGCUCUCAUCUCUGCGCUGCAGAUGCAGGGCCUCGAUGGUGGUGAGAUCUGCCAACUUCCCCAGCUACUGCUGUGUGUGUGUGAGACUGUGCAGGACGAGGCACUGGCACUGAUUGACAGCACGCAUCACACGGCCCAGGCAGGGGAUGUCCCCGAGGACGCGUCCAGAAGGACCAGAGGGACGGGUGUGUUUGCUGGUGUUACACCUGGCUAUGGAGCUGUGUCGUGACGACGAGGAACACUGGGUUCUAGUGAUGAGGAAGGUUCCCGUUCUCCACUCGGUUCUCAGCACUCUAGAACUGAGCCUGUGAUCCAAACACAACCUCUACUUUACUGAUGGCUGCCCUGCAUCUGCUUCUCCCGCUGGCCCGCACGCCACAGCCAUUGAGCAUGUUCUGUGCCCUGUCCUCCAGGGGGCAGCAGCAGUAGCCGGGGCCAGCGUCAUCCAGAGCAUCUGUCUCCCUCUGCUCAGUGCCUAUGCAGUGCCCUCCAAUGGAGCCUCACAGGUAACACACAUCCACAACAUGGCUGCAAAUGGUGCCAUUUAGGAUGCGGCACAUGACAUAAAAGCAUUGAUAUAAAAUGGCUAAAUUACCUAAGUGAUGAUGAGUCUGAACGGGAUGCAGUUGGUCACUGGGUUACGGGUCACAUUCUGUGUCUCUGGGUUCAGUUCCCCACAGCACGUGCAUUUUCAGUUGAAGACAUAAAGGCAUUUGUCUGAAGAGGGAAUUACAUAGGAUGCAUCCCGAAUGGCACACUAUUCCCUACAUAGUGCACUACUUUUGACCAGAGCCCAAUAGGCCGUGGUCAAAAACAGAAUUGUUAUUAUAACGUUAGCUUCUCUCCAUCUCCCUGAUCAGGGUUUCUCCCGUAAGUCCCAGGACUCUCCCUGCUGGCCUGGGGUGUACCGCCUCUUUAUGUCCCUAAUGGAAAGCCUGCUCAAGACGCUACAACUUCAUCAACAAGGCCCCCAACUCAUCCGGAGGUGAAAAUAGUGCCCGUGAUGUAGAGAGUAGGUCUUCCCCGGGUAGAAGAGCAGCUUCAUCUUGUUGAGCUUGAGGUGGUGGCCCGACAUCCAAGCUAAGUUGUCUGCCAGGCAUACAGAGGUGUGUGUCGCCACCUGGGGGGGAAGGAGAAAUGUAGUUGCGUGUCAUCUGCAUAGCAACGAUAGGAGAGACCAUGUGAGUGACGCAGCCGCGUGACUUGGUGAAUAGAGAACAGAAGAGAGGGCCUGGGGACACCAGAAGUGAGCGCAUGUGGUGCAGACACCGAUCAUCUUCAUGUCACCAUGUAGGACAGGACUGCCAGGUAGGAUGCAAUCCAUGAAUGUGCAGAGCCUGAGACGCCCAGCCCUGAGAGGGUGGAGAGGAGGAUCUGAUGGUUCGCGGUGUCGAAGGCAGCAGAUGGAUGUAGGAGGAUGAGAUUUUAAAUUUUAUUUAUAAUUUUUAUUUAUUUUUUCCAUUCUUUGCAGAUUAAUCUGUGUUACCUUUGCCAGAUGUGCACGUACCUCCUCCACAACAAUCACUGAUUGAAUAAAGGUAACAUCCAAACUGUUAUUAUUUCCAUGUAUUUUACCUGAUGUCUUCCGUUGUUUCCCAGGCUAAGAAUGGGGAGGCGCUGGCCCCCAAGCCCAGAGGGCUCAUCAGACCCCCUCCUAAGCUGAAGCCGGAGGUGGGGUAGAGGAGAGGGUGGAGGUGGAGCAGAAGGCCCUGCUGGUAGUGCAGUCUGCUGAAGAUCCUUAGUAAGUCUGGCCGCACUUAUUUAUAUAUUUAUAUUUUAUUAGGAUUCCUAUUAGCUGAUGCCAUAACUAGGGCUGUGGCUGUCAUGACAUUUUGUCAGCUGGUGAUUGUCAAGCAAAUAACUGCCGGUCUCACGGUAAUUGACCGUUAAUUAGCCACCCUUUGCCUUAACAGCUUUGCACACUCUUGAGAUUCUCU
This is a messenger RNA of Oncorhynchus mykiss (rainbow trout), 2489 nucleotides long. RefSeq names its product nucleoporin NUP188-like. NCBI's taxonomy places the organism in Eukaryota, Metazoa, Chordata, Actinopteri, Salmoniformes, Salmonidae. The record is from RefSeq and is a predicted model, not a curated record.